GACUCCGCUGCCGCAAAAACACAUCAGCAGGAGGCGCCAGUGCGCUGCAGAACAGGAAAACCACCGAAGAAGAAGAAGAACCAGGAAGCGUGAGAUCGCGGAGGAGGCUGAUUGAUCAGAUGGAAGGUGAGUCAGGCGACAUCAUGGUGACCUCAGCAAACAGGAAGUGCUCUGCUGUCACAGGAAGUGCCAGAAAGAUCAAAGAUAAUGCGGCCGACUGGCACAACUUGAUGCUGCGGUGGGAAAAACUAAGCGAGGAUGGAUUCAACACUGCAGCGAACAUCGUUAACAUGAGGAUUUCUCAGAGUAGUCAGCAGCAGCUGGUGGACGAGUCUCCAUCACCUUCAUCACUUCCAUCGGCUCCAGCAGGUGGGGCUGCAGAGCUGCAGGACGAAUGCCACAAACUUCAGGACGUCAUCGACAAAAUGGUCGUCGUGGUAACAAAGAUGGAGCAUCUGAUGACAUCACAGCGAGGCAUUCAGGAUCUGGAGGAAUUUCACUUUGGACCCGGAGGAAGAAAGUUUCCUCUGUUUCACACUUGGAACACCAAACAGUUUGAGUCGUCGUCCGGGGUUCUGUGGGAAGCCUUCAGCCAGGAGCUGAAGUUGAAGCAGACAGUCCUGCAGGAACUUGCCCACACUGCGACCUCUGACCUCUGCAUGGUCUACCUGUCCUGCUGGCUGCACCAGCCCUUCACCCCCCCCCAGGCCAGACUGACCCUUGAGGCUCUGCUACUGGAGACAGGACACCGCCCACUGUGAUGUCACCUGUCCUCCGGAGUCAAGUGAUCGAUGUCAGGGUCACCUCUGAUGACCUAGGUGUUAGUGUAGCGUGGCACCGAGUGUGGACGUGGGGAAAUUGCUAGCCUGAUUAUUUCUGGUUUAUCAAACAGGUGUAGAAACAGAAGCAGGUAAACUCGGUGACUCUUUACGGUUCAGUGCGUUUGUCUCAGAGCAGCUCGAAUGUCUGAAGCCUCAGAUCAUCUGUGAAUGUUGUUAAAUGUCUGUUAAGUGUUGCCAUAAAAUUCACUUUGCUGUUUCA
Messenger RNA from Toxotes jaculatrix (banded archerfish), 1041 nucleotides. Its product is annotated as cyclin-dependent kinase 2 interacting protein. The record is from RefSeq and is a predicted model, not a curated record. The transcript is spliced from 5 exons. Lineage: Eukaryota; Metazoa; Chordata; Actinopteri; Toxotidae. The coding region runs from base 120 to 761 and encodes 213 amino acids.